Molecule: messenger RNA, 1062 nt
Organism: Lodderomyces pseudojiufengensis
Lineage: Eukaryota; Fungi; Ascomycota; Pichiomycetes; Serinales; Debaryomycetaceae
Gene: THR1
Product: homoserine kinase
Exons: 1
Coding region: 1-1062 (353 amino acids)
Biological process (GO): L-threonine metabolic process
Molecular function (GO): homoserine kinase activity; ATP binding
Source: RefSeq, a predicted model, not a curated record
AUGUCGGUUGAGUCGUUUCAAAUAAAAGUACCAGCAUCAUCUGCAAAUAUUGGACCUGGUUUUGAUGUAUUGGGAAUUGGUUUAAAAUUAUAUUUAACUAUAACAGUCAAAAUAGAUCCAGAAAAUAUCACAACUGAUGAUCCAUAUAAUGCCAAAGUAUCAUAUGAGGGAGACUUAGCCGAGAAGGUUCCUUUGCAAUGUGAAAAAAAUCUUAUAACCCAAACUGCUCUAUAUGUUUUACGAUGUAAUGGGAUUAAUAAAUUUCCAAAAGGUACAUCAAUUCAUGUUAUAAAUCCUAUACCUUUAGGCAGAGGUUUGGGAUCAAGUGCAAGUGCUAUUGUUGGUGGAGUUUAUUUGGGGAAUGUUAUUGGAAAAUUAAAUCUCGAUAAAAAUAGAAUGUUGGAUUAUUGUUUAAUGAUUGAAAGACAUCCAGAUAAUAUAGCAGCAGCAAUGUUAGGAGGAUUUAUAGGAUCAUAUUUGAACGAACUUGAAGAAGCAGAUCAUGAAGAAGUAAACCAACCUUUAACAAAUAUACUACCAGACUCAAAUACCCCAAAAGAUCAAAUAGUGUCCAAACCACCACCAUCAGAGAUUGGGGAAUACUUACAAUACAAUUGGAAUAAAAAGAUAAAAUGUAUCACUAUCAUACCAAAUUUUGAAGUAAGCACAGACAAAUCAAGAUCUGUACUACCCCAAUCAUACGAAAGAAAAGACAUCAUUUACAACUUACAAAGAAUUGCAAUUUUAACUCAAGCUUUAACUCAAGACCCACCAAAUCAUAAAUUAAUAUAUCAAUCAAUGAAGGACAAAAUUCAUCAACCUUAUAGAACUAUUUUAAUUCCUGGAUUAGAUAUCGUAUUAUCAAAAGUUGUUCCUUCCAAGCAUCCAGGAUUAUGUGGUAUAUGUUUGAGUGGAGCUGGACCCACUAUAUUAUGCUUAGCUACUGAAGGAUUUGAAGAUAUUGCUUCAGAUGUAAUAGAGAUUUUCAAAAGUGAAGGUAUUAAAUGUGAUUGGAAAAUACUAGAUUUAGCUUAUGACGGUGCAACAGUAGAAUAUUUGUAA